Toxorhynchites rutilus septentrionalis is the source of this 1628-nucleotide messenger RNA. RefSeq names its product achaete-scute complex protein T8 (gene ase). The transcript has a single exon. Gene Ontology annotation, biological process: developmental process; regulation of transcription by RNA polymerase II. NCBI's taxonomy places the organism in Eukaryota, Metazoa, Arthropoda, Insecta, Diptera, Culicidae. Gene Ontology annotation, molecular function: DNA-binding transcription factor activity, RNA polymerase II-specific; RNA polymerase II transcription regulatory region sequence-specific DNA binding; protein dimerization activity. The record is from RefSeq and is a predicted model, not a curated record. Bases 303 to 1442 code for a protein of 379 amino acids.
AAAGACAGUUUGGCACGCGACACGGAACGCCAGAACAAAACUAGACACGGAACGGAACGGGGGCCUGGAAGCUCUUAGUUUACCUCAAUAACAACAACCGAACGCAGCUGACAGACAGCAAAACCGGUAAAGUGCAGUUUACAGUUGGCUGUUGGCCGAGUUGGCGCCAAAAUCCUGAAAACGAACUCCAGAUGCUGUAGAAAGUGAUGUUGUGAAUUGUGAUAAAGUUGGAAUUUGAACGUUGGACUUUUGUGAUAGAUAGUGUUUUACGCCAAGUUUUUACGGGAGAAUUUCCACAAAAAAUGGCGUCGUCGACUACAAUUACUGUGAGGAAUAUCUCCGCAUUAAGUUCGAUAAAAAGGAUGAAGCUGAAGGAGAACCAAUCGUUUUCGCCCGUUGGUUUCAGCGAUGAGGAUUACGAUGAGAACAGUUCGACGGUGGUGUUGAAAAGAAAAAUUCCACUGGGAUCGCUUGGCAGUAUCGAGAAUUUGAUGUUCAAUGGGAUUACAACGGAACCGAGAAAACCUUUGGGACAGCUUCAAAGUUCUCCUCAAUCACUUGGAUCCGGCAGACGUAAAAAUGCCGACCCGAAGAGUGCCAUCACUGCCGUUGAACGGCGCAACGCCCGCGAACGCAAUCGCGUCCAGCAAGUUAACAACGGCUUCGCAGCGCUACGGGAAAGAAUACCAGAAGAAAUAGCGGAGGUAUUCGAGGCUGGACCAGCCAAAGGUGUCAACAAGAAACUCAGUAAGGUGGAAACUCUCCGAAUGGCUGUAGAGUACAUCAAACAGCUCGAACAGCUGCUGUCGCUGGAUACCGAAAAGGAAAGCAGCAUUGUCAAAUUCCAGCCGCAACCGCAGCAAACUCAGCUUCCGGCAACUCCCCCUCCGGAGCCAGCCCAACCAAACAACUUCUUCCUUGCCAUCAAACCUCGUGCCAUGGGGAACUCCAACGGAUCUUCUCUCGAUCAAACCCAGAUCACAAUCAUCAACGGUCAUCAGUACAUCAGGAUUCCCGGGACCAACACAUUCCAGUACCUGGACCCGGAGAGUCUCUACGAGGCGCCUCAGAAUGACAAUUCCUAUUUCGCCGACAGCGGCUCCGUCAUCGAUCAGGAUGUCAUCCUGGAGGACUCUAGCGAUCUGAUGAGCGAAUCAGCCUUCGCGCUGUCACCACAGAGCAAUUUCACGCUCGAUUCGGAGGAGAAGAAAGACGAUGUGAUCUUCUUCAAUCCACCCCAGGCUGAGGCCUCAGAUGAUCAGAGGAUCGUUUCGAUGAUCGACCAGCAGCAAUAUGCAGACAUUAUGAUGAUCAAAAGUGAGUUGGAGGAGGAUGACGAGGAAUCGUUGCUCCAUCAAACCACCAACGAUCCGGGCUUCCUAGAGACAAUCAGUUGGUUCGAGAGCCACCAGCAACUGCCAUCGGUGUCGCUGGGGGAUUAAGCAGGAGGCAUGAAACCUCUCCAAAUGUAUACACACACAAACAAGGCUGUAGUUAAAAUUGAAUUAUCUGUACAUAGAAUUAUUUAUUGGAGCAAAUCGAUUUUUAUUAAAAUUAUUAUUAUUCUAAUUAUACGAAAAAUUAAUUUAUUAGUCCCCAUUGUUUCUUCGUAAUGAAUCAAGAUCAAA